ACUUUGAAUCAAACUACUGGGCACUUCAGCUGUCAGCAGAAUCGUGUUUCUCUAGCUGUGACUGCUAGUAUUUCAUUUAUAUUAAUCUGAUUUUCAUUGAUUAUUUGAUCACAUUUUCUAAAAAUUUAAAUCUCUUUGGUAGAAAUGAAAUUUUACAUUUGUUAUUUUUUUUUUUUGACAUAGCACAAUAUGUAACAAGUAGUUAGGAUUAUACAAGACUCACUAAGUCUUGUUACUGAUUGCAAAUCAAUUUCUUUAAUGAGUUAUCGUUUACUUUAUUUACUGUGUUAAGUUAAACAAAUUAAAUUUAGAAAUGGACCACUGUAAAGAUUUUAUAAAAUCAGAAUUUCCUUGCAUUGAUGUAGAAAUGUCCCAAUAUAUCGAAGGUGUAUUGGAAAAUGGCAUUGAUGACUUUCAUGACACUGAAGAUGUCUUUGAAGCUAUAGGAGAAGUAUUACUAGAAAUAGCAAAUAAAUCUGAAUCUGAUAUUAGAGUAAUAUGUUCAAAACUAUUACAUCUUAUAAGACCUAAUUCAUAUAAUAAUGCUCCUAAGAAUGGGUUAGCAAAAAUAUUAGAUGCUCCUGUUCAUCUUGCAUCUAUGGCAGCUGAUCUUGAAGAUAAUGAUAUGGAAAUAAAAAGUAUAUGGGUUAAUUCGAGAGAUGAUAGUCUGAAAGUAGAUAAAAAAAAAUUAGAAAAAGCUCAAGCUAAAUUGCAACAAAAACAAGAUAAACGAACUGAACAAGUAGUCAAAGGAGUGGGAUCAAUAAGUAUUAGUAAUAAUAAAAAUGAUGGUGCAACUGCUUCUCAAGUUACUAGUAAAAAAGAAGCCAAGUUAGAAGCAAAAGGAAUUAACCGUGCUCAAGAUAUAAGAAUAGAAAAUUUUGAUGUUGCAUAUGGAGAUAGAAUACUACUUCAAAAUACUGAUGUGACAUUAGCAUAUGGAAGAAGAUAUGGUUUAGUUGGAAGGAAUGGUCUGGGAAAAACUACAUUAUUGAGAAUGAUAUCUGGUGGUCAAUUACGAAUUCCAUCACACAUUUCUAUUUUACAUGUGGAGCAAGAAGUUAUUGGUGAUGAUACUCCAGCCCUAGAAUCUGUACUUCAGUGUGAUUUUGUUCGACAUAGACUUUUAUCAAGAGAAAAAGAAAUUAAUACUCUAAUUAACAAUAGUUCGGUUUCAAGUACUGAUUUAAGUUCAGAGCUAAGUGAUAUAUACAUGCAAUUGUGUGCAAUAGAAGCUGAUAAAGCUCCUGCCAGAGCAAGUGUUAUACUUGAUGGUUUAGGCUUUAAUCCAGAAAUGCAAAAAAAAGCUACCAAACAUUUCUCAGGGGGAUGGCGUAUGCGAUUAGCACUAGCAAGAGCACUUUUUUCCAAGCCUGAUUUAUUGCUGCUUGAUGAACCUACUAACAUGUUGGAUAUGAAAGCUAUAAUAUGGUUAGAAAACUAUUUACAGAACUGGCAAAGUACAUUAUUAGUAGUAUCUCAUGAUCGUCACUUUUUGGAUACUGUACCAACAGAUAUUUUACAUCUUCAUUCUCAACAUAUAGAUACUUAUAGAGGUAAUUAUGAAAUUUUUGCAAAAACCAAAAAUGAAAAACUCAAAAAUCAACAAAGAGAAAUUGAAGCACAGAUAGCUCAUCGAGCACAUGUACAAGAGUUUAUUGAUAAAUUUAGAUAUAAUGCCAAUCGUGCCUCGAGUGUACAGAGUAAAAUAAAAAUGCUUGAAAAACUGCCAGAAUUAAAACCAAUUGAAAAAGAAGUGGAUGUAGUACUACGAUUUCCUGAGACUGAAGGAUUAUCUCCUCCUAUUUUGCAAAUAAAUGAAGUUUCAUUUGCUUAUCCUGGUUGUAGCAGCAAUGUUUUAAAUAAUGUUAAUUUAGGAGCAACAUUAGAAUCCAGAAUAUGUAUUGUAGGUGAUAAUGGAGCUGGAAAGACAACAUUGUUAAAAAUCAUAAUGGGUAUAUUAAAUCCAACAUCUGGUGUGAGAAAUGUUCAUAGAAAUCUAAAAUUUGGCUAUUUUAGUCAGCACCAUGUAGAUCAACUAGAAAUGAACCAGUCUUCUGUAGAACUUUUGCAGUCAUCAUUUCCUGGUAAAUCUGUGGAAGAUUAUAGACGACAAUUAGGAGGUUUUGGAAUAUCGGGAGAUUUAGCAUUACAAAGUGUAGGCAGUCUUUCAGGAGGACAAAAAUCCAGGGUAGCAUUUGCCAGGAUGUGUAUGUCAAACCCGAAUUUCCUUGUUCUUGAUGAACCUACCAACCAUCUAGACAUUGAAACCAUUGAAGCAUUAGGAAAAGCUAUUCAAAAAUAUACUGGAGGUUUAAUUCUUGUUUCGCAUGAUGAACGAUUAAUUCGAAUGGUAUGUAAAGAAUUGUGGGUUUGUGGUGGUGGCAGUGUAAAAAGUAUUGAAGGAGGUUUUAACGAAUAUAGAGCAAUUGUUGAACAAGAACUUGCUGAAGCGUCCAAAUAAAUAUUCAAUAUUUAUUGAGAAAAAUGUUUAUUUUAUAUAUAUAUUUAUAUGUAUGUAUGUAUGAUCUAUAUAUGUAAAUAUUUAUUUUUAUUAUUUACUUUGCAAUUUUAAUAAUUUUAAGUACAUAAUGUCAAAUAUGUGUGUAUAUGUAUUAUGCUAAGUAUAAUAUUUGAAAACAGUUUGUGCAUAAGAUCAACACAGUAAAUAAAAUAUAGUAUAAAAUUAUAAUUGUUACCAAUCAUGACUUAUACAUAUAAUAUUACUUAUAUUAAUAAAAUCAAACAGAAACUAAAAAGUUUAUUUAUUUGAAAUAUGAAUAAUUAUAUAUAUAUUUACAAUUC
Daktulosphaira vitifoliae (grape phylloxera) is the source of this 2805-nucleotide messenger RNA. RefSeq names its product ATP-binding cassette sub-family F member 3. The record is from RefSeq and is a predicted model, not a curated record. Gene Ontology annotation, molecular function: ATP hydrolysis activity; ATP binding. The coding region runs from base 314 to 2464 and encodes 716 amino acids. Lineage: Eukaryota; Metazoa; Arthropoda; Insecta; Hemiptera; Phylloxeridae. The transcript is spliced from 13 exons.